UACCUUGAACCGAACCAUGUCCUGCGCUAAAGUGCGAAAAACACACUCAAUAUAUAAUGAAGGUAGACUUCGAAUUUGAAGGAAAUGGAGACCGACAACUGGAAGCUCCAGAAUGUUAUAUCAUAUCACAAGUUUGGGUGUAAGUACUCCCGUCGGUCCGCGGUACUUACUUCACCUGACGAUUAAGUUACUAUGCCGAUUGUGGCAAUACAAGCGCCGAUGAUAUCUAGCACGACUUGAAACACUAGAUCGCUCCCUACAUCAUCCACUCCCUCGAAUAUGACUGUAGUUUCAAAUGAUCCCAGUUUUUGGCCGAUAAUUAGUUCGAAUAUUUUUUUCACCUAUUGGGCGGUUGCCUCCAGCGUCGUGGUGGUAUACGAUUGGGCACUAACCAUCGGACAAGAGAUUGAACUGAUUUGGAAGCAACGUUGGUCUCUUAUGACUAUGCUGUAUCUGGUUAUACGCUAUGUUGGAAUAGUACCACAUUCUGUUGUCAGCGUCCUGCCAAGUAUGCCAUCGGUCUCGUUGACAGAUGCAGUGAGUAUUCUGCAACCAUUUCAUGCCUAUCCAAUGAAUACGCUCAUGUGUAGGGGUGAGCAUUAUUGUGGACUAUAUAAUAAAUGGAAUAAACAUUAUCGUGGCUGCCAUGCUGGGCGUCAUCAUGAUUGCUCGGUUGUAUGCCAUGUGUCAGAGAUCCAGGAUGAUGCUUAUCUUCAUUGUUAUUAUUUUCUUGGCUGUCAUUAUCGCCUGUGGAGUAAUUGCGGCAAUAGAACUCGAGCGCACCACAGCAGAGGAGCUGAUACUCUCUGGCACAUAAAUGUGCAAAUACGGAUUUGAGGAGGAUAUCCAGCCUCUGGUCUCAAUGGUUUGGAUGCUUAAUAUCAUCUGGGAGGUCCUUGCACUGUGUCUUGCAGUCUGGAUUGCUGUAAAACAAAUUCGUGACCUGCGACGACUCAACCGAUUGACAGGAUCAUCCAUCGGGGACUGUUUUAGAGUGCUGAUAGGAUCUCACGUGCUUUAUCUUGCUAGC
Molecule: messenger RNA, 1030 nt
Organism: Suillus discolor
Lineage: Eukaryota; Fungi; Basidiomycota; Agaricomycetes; Boletales; Suillaceae
Exons: 12
Coding region: 280-837 (185 amino acids)
Source: RefSeq, a predicted model, not a curated record